Messenger RNA from Mycotypha africana, 5844 nucleotides. Its product is annotated as proteasome stabiliser-domain-containing protein. The transcript is spliced from 11 exons. Gene Ontology annotation, biological process: proteasome assembly. Gene Ontology annotation, cellular component: cytoplasm; nucleus. Gene Ontology annotation, molecular function: molecular adaptor activity. NCBI's taxonomy places the organism in Eukaryota, Fungi, Mucoromycota, Mucoromycetes, Mucorales, Mycotyphaceae. The coding region runs from base 148 to 5676 and encodes 1842 amino acids. The record is from RefSeq and is a predicted model, not a curated record.
UUAGCUCUAUUUAUUACCAUAUUUGGUCCGAUAAUUGAUUAUUUUUUAAGCUUUCUGCUUUUCUAUCACCUUUCAACAACCUUGCAUUAUAUCUCUACUACAAGAUAAAUUUGAGAGUACCAAAAUAAGUUACAAUUCAGGAGCAACAUGUCUAAUGAAGUUCAAUUACUCGAAAAUGUCGAGUUGAAGCUUGCCAUGUGCAAUACUGAUUCUCAACUCGAAAAGACAAUUCAAGUAUUCUUACCUCCAGUGCUUUUAAAGUUGGCAAGCACUAACCCCCAGGCACGAAAUAAAGUAAUGAUUAUUCUCUCACAUAUAAAUAAACGAGUCAAGUCCAACGACCAUAUCAAAUUACCUUUUGAAGCACUACUCGAUCAGUUUACCAAUGCCACCGUUUCCAACUUUGUCAAAACUUUUACACUCAUCUAUUUGGAAAUGGCCGCCAGUCGCUUAGCAGCAGAAGAAGUAGCGACGCAAUUGCCCAGAUUUUUGAAGGAUAUCAGUUUGAGACCACCUCAGCAACGGAUAGCUCUCUUGCAUAUUGUAUUACCGGUCUUGGAAAAGUGGAAAAUGGAUACAGAACAACAAUCCACAGCGAGGAAGGAUGUGUUUCACUUUGAAGAAAACUCAAAGGACGUCCCAAUCAUAUUGAGUUUUUUAUUGGAUAUUAUGCUAUACCAGCCAUUGACAGCAAGAGAGUUGGCAGACCAGCAGCAACAGCAAAGUGUAGAGGGAGCAUCGAGUGUGGAAGGAACUACACCAACAACUUCGAGAUUCCCCGGCCUUAGUCUACAAGCUCUUGAAGAAGUCACUAAAGGCAAAGUGCAAUGGUCGACAUCACAGUUGAAGGAUAUCAAGCUGGGCGUUUUGAAUUUCAUUUUGACACCUAUAUUCACCGACAGUGAAAGGCUGCUGUUGCUUUUGGUUGGCGCUUGCGAUCCCCAUCACCAGGUGGUUGCAGCUUCUGAGGAUGGUAUAAGACGUUGGACAGGCAAUGUAGAUUAUGAGAAUGUGAACACCAUCAAAGCACUUUAUAGAUUAUAUUUGGGAACUAAGCCAACAGCAAAAGGAGAUGGUAAAGAUGGUCGUGCACCGGCGUCUACUCCUAUCAAGUUGCGUAUUCUUCAAUAUUUGUCCAAAUCCAUUAUAGCAACAACCAUGGUGACAAUGAUGGUCCAAGUUAUUUUUGAUGGUAUAUACGGAGAGAAGACUACAAUCAAAUUACAAAGAUCUACCAUGUCAUUUUUACAGUGGUGUGCUAGGAUGAGCACAGAAGCAAACGUUGCACCUGUUGCACCUGUUUUGAUUUCGGGACUCUUAAAAUUUAUAAAGGAGAACGAUGAGAUGCAGCCUGGUUCUGAGGACAUCAAAGGUUACGCAUAUGUCGCUUGUGGUUUGAUCAUAAAGAAAGUGCCCAAAGUUGGCUUAUCGGAUACUCAGAUUCUUUCAUUAUUGUUUGACAAUUUGCAAAAGGAACAGAAAAAUGUACGAACUUAUGUUCAAGAUGCUCUUUCUUCCAUGAUACAGACCUACGUCGACUUGCCGGAGGAUUGUUCUAUUUUCACAGAAGUUCAGCAGAUCAUUCUCAAAGCUGUGCAAACGAAUGAUCCUUACUCCCGAUUGAUGGCUUUAAGAUAUGCCAAUGCAAUUUUCCCUUUUUCCUGUGUCUUUGCACGCUAUGUCUGUUUGUUAGGCACAUCCUCAUCUGUUGCUAAAUUAGAUGUGAAAGAAGAGGCUCAACGUGGCCUCACUCCUUUUGUUCGUAACAAAUAUGGCUUGGUGGAGAGUGUCGAUAUCGUUCCGCCAUCUGAAUUACCCAACUUUUCUGAACUCGUCACAUACAUCUAUGAACAUCGUCCUGAUCAACAGUAUUCUCUUCUUUCAAAAACGCCAGUGAUCAAAGGAUUUCCUGUGGAAGUGUAUUCUGAAAUUCUUCGUUUCCUAAGAUUGAUAUGGAUCCUGCAAGCCAACCGCACUACGAUAUUGAUGGAUCAAUAUGUAGCAGAAAAAGUAGAUAAUAGUAUUGUGGAAGAUCCCAGAGUGAUGGAGAAUUAUAGAAAUAGUUUGACAGAGAUGUGGUCUGAUACGGAUGAUCAAGUGGUGAUUCAACGUUGGCUUGAAUUCAUUGAGAAUGGGCUAAAACCAGAACUGAAAGACGCUAUUCUGUUAUCUACAUCAGCCAAGUCUCUAUUAGAGAUUAUCUCAUUAGGCCCAUCGUCUAUUGUAACAAUUUUCAAAGAUCGUCUCAGCUUUUCUAGGUCACUUACGCUAUCAGAAAAAAUAGAUACAAGAACGCUCAUGUCACAUAUUUUCGGUCUUAUGGCUAGUCAUGAAAGUGUUUCUAUUGCGGAAAUUGAAGACAUUUUAGGUGAGUAUGUUCGACUCUUGGAUGCCCCUGAAUCUACCAAGCAGCAAGUUCUCGACCAUCGCCAUGGCGCUGCUCUUUCGAUAGGUUACCUACUCAGCAGGUGCUUCUAUCGUCAACGCACUAUUCCGGAAGAUUUAUACGUGCAAUGCGUUACCUCUCUCACACGCUUGUUAGAGGGUCCUCCAAGUUCCUCUUUCUCUAUGCUGGCGAGUGCUGCUUGUCAAUCACUGGCAGAAAUGAGCCGCAUGCGUUUGUUGCCUUUUACGGCGGAAAAAAAGAUAGACAGAUCGAAGGACCAAGCGUUGAGUAUGCAAAGCAUCAUUGAAAAAUUGGCUCAUUUGGCUGCUCAUUGCAAAGAUGCCAAGGUUCAAGAGAAAGCUAUAUUGGCACUGGGUCAUAUGGUCAUACCACUGGUCAUAUCUGGUAAUCACUCAUCCUCUCUCAUUAAACUCAUUGUGGAAGCACUUUUCGCGACAGCGGAUACAAAACAGGUGGAGCUUGCUUUUGCCGCGGGUGAGUCUUGGUCUGUCCUCGCCUUUGGUUGGAGCUCACAGGCAAUGCAAAAGUACAAAGAUAUCAACAGUAUCAGUUACCCCACUGACUACAACUACAAUGAUCAAUUCUUGGAAAUUAUGGAAAGGAUCAUGCGUACCUACGUGGUGAGCAAUCGCUCGUGGUAUCGCAAGGCUGGCUGCAUUUGGCUUUUAUCUAUUUUGAAAUUUGGCAAAAACCAUGUUCUCGUCCAGCAGAACCUGGGUAACAUACAUGCUUCCUUUUCCCGCUUAUUAGCCGACCGCGACGAUUUCACCCAAGAAUGCGCUUCCAAGGGCUUGGGUCUUGUUUAUGAGUAUGGCGAUGCAAAGCUCAAAGAGGACAUGCUUUAUUCCUUGGUGGGUGUCUUUUCAGAAGGACGACAAAUCCAGGCGCAAUCGGUGACGGAUAAUACUGUCUUGUUCGAAGAAGGACAAUUAGGUGAGACACCAGAUGGGAAUUCGAUUACUACUUAUAAGGAACUGUGUUCUUUGGCCUCUGAAUUGAACCAGCCCGAUCUUAUCUACAAAUUUAUGAAUUUGGCUAAUCAUAAUGCUAUGUGGACAUCACGACGCGGCGCUGCUUUUGGAUUUCAAAACUUGAUGGCAGUGGCCGAAAAAGAAAUGGAGCCUUACUUGUCUCGUUUGAUCCCCAAGCUCUAUCGUUAUCAGUUUGAUCCCAAUGUUCGUGUUAAUCAGACAAUGAAGUCUAUCUGGCGGUCUCUUGUGAAAGACAAUCAAAAGACGGUCGAUACGUAUUUCAACGAAAUCAUAGAGGAUGUAUUGAGCGGUUUGAGUAAUAGUCAAUGGCGCAUUCGCGAAGCGUCCUGUGCAGCAGUGACGGAUUUGAUCGUCGGCCGGCAGUUAGUGCAAAUAGAGCCGUACUUGGAGAAGUUGUGGCAAAUGUGCUUCCGGGCUUUAGAUGACAUUAAAGAUUCUGUUCGACAAGCAGCAACGCAGACGUGCCGCUCUUUAACACGAUUAACAGUGCAUUAUUGUGACCCUACGAUGGUGGCGAUGGAAGAUGGCCUCAAGGUGAUGAAAAUUGUCAUGCCCUUCUUGUUGGAACGAGGUAUCGUAUCGGAUGCUGAAGACGUACGUAAAUUCAGUCUGGAUGCUGUUCUUCGCGUUUGUAAGACCGGCGCAGGGCUUUUAAAGAAAUAUAUACCUGACGUGGUCGAUACUCUAUUGCAAUCAUUGUCUUCACUUGAGCCGCAGGCAAUGAAUUAUUUGAGUUUCCAUGUUGACAAGUACAACAUUUCACAAGAACAAUUGGAUAAUGCCCGUCUAAGCAGCGCAAAGAACUCGCCUAUGAUGGAUGGCAUCGAGCAAUGUAUAAGUCAAAUAGAUGAUGAUGUGAUGAAGGAGCUGACGCCUCGUAUUUUAUAUAUUGUCAGGAAGGGCACUGGCCUUCCUACAAAGGUCCUCCCACCCACGUCAAUGAUACUGCAGGCUGGUUGUGCUCGUUUUAUUGUCAGUUUAGUGAUGAAUCGCAGAAGUACCUUUAAACCGUUUGCUGACGAUUUCCUUAAAGCACUCAGCGGUACGAUUCGUUCAAAGAACCCAGUUGUUCGUAAAUCAUACGCCACAGCCAUUGGCUACGUUUGUCAACUUGUCACCGAUGCGCGUUUAGUGUCUAUUGUUAAGCAUUUAAAAAAGCUGUACGUCGAUGAGGAAGAUGAGGACUUUAAAGCAGGUAGUGCUGUUACUGCUGUUGAAAUAACUCGAUUUGCCACAGAUAGAGCCAAAGCUAUUGGAGAUUCGAUCGUGCCUCUCAUCUAUUUUGGUGUGCACGACCCAGAUGCUGACCUUCAAGAAUUAUGGAAAUCUGCUUGGGAAAACCUGACGUCGGGUACCAAGAGUAUGGUCGUUAUUUAUGCAGACGAAAUCAUUGAGUUUGUCGAACCGUUGCUGUCAUCCUCUUCUUGGAAGGUAAAGCAAGCAGCAGCUCUUACGAUUGCAGAUAUGUGUAGGUCAUCCGACAAGAGUAUUCUAAAGCACACGGGUAAACUCCUGCCUGUGCUUAUGGCGACGUUAGCUACAAGGUCCUGGGAUGGUAAGGAAAAAGUGUUGGACGCCAUGGUGCAAUUAUGUAUAGCGGCCAAAGCUACCUUCAACACUGAACAGCAAGUUGCCACGUUGGACGAAAUCAACGCUAUUAUGGCGAGAGAAACGAAACGAAGAAACCGUGUCUAUCAACGUCACGCGCUUGCUUCUUUGGCGCAAUUUAACGAUAGUUUUGGGGAUAGUUGGGAUCUUUUAGAUAGCCAACAGGAGUUUUUGACAGAACUGUGUAUAUUAGAUGAAGCCGACGCUAUGGAAGAAGACGACAGUGAUAAUAUCAAGCCAAUUUUACUCAUGAUCAAAGCCAAUGCGUUCAAAGCGUUAACGGCAGCUUACCGACCCCAGACGUAUCAACAACAUGAAGCAAAAACAUAUGAGCUUGUGAGCUUAAUGACUGGAUGUCUAUCGGGUAACGUGUGGAAUGUGCAACUGGCUAUCCUGCAGAGCCUUCGCACGUUGGUCUCUCAUGGAACACAGGAAGGGUUAUCGCAGCCAGAAACUGUCCAGCUUAUUUUAAAAGCACUCAUGGAAGCCUUAGACAACAUGAAGUAUUCCGCUAUUCGCUCUGCUGCUGUCGAUGUUUUAGAAGAGUUGAUGAAGGCUCAUUUAGUGAAAGACGACAUCAACAGCCGACUUGCAAAGUAUAUAAAUCAAGAGCCUGUUGCCUCCAUCAAAGAUAGGUUAAAAGCACUCUCUACUCAAUCCCGAGUGUGAUGAUACACAUGACAAGUGUAUUCUACUAUACAUAACUGUAUAUGUGCUAUUCUUUGGGUACGCAGUGUGACUUGUAUAUUUUUCUUAUUUGAAAAUAAAUGAUUUGAAAGUAGUUUUAACCCUAUUAUUCAAAAACGUUUUGCAAACAAUGGAAAAAAGGGGGUGUUC